This is a messenger RNA of Doryrhamphus excisus (bluestripe pipefish), 3171 nucleotides long. NCBI's taxonomy places the organism in Eukaryota, Metazoa, Chordata, Actinopteri, Syngnathiformes, Syngnathidae. The record is from RefSeq and is a predicted model, not a curated record.
UUUUGUGGAAAGCGCGCGUCACUCGGAGCAGACACUCCACGGCUCCACGCUAACGUACCAUCUCUGGGGAUUAUUAAUUUUUAUUUUUUUCCCUUCAAGACCACUAAGCUCACUUGAGUGCGUCCUAUUGUCCCUGUGGUCCCAACAUGGCUGAGGUGGCGCAGGAAGAAGCUGUGGUCGGCCAUGACACGGAAGAUAUGGCGGCAGCUGAAAACGAGCACAACGUGAGCGAUGCGGACGGGCAGGAAGACGCGGAGGAGACGACCAAAAGGGCCGCCAAGAAGGCCGUGAACGGGGUGGAAGUCAAAGACAAGGCCUGCGUCGGCAAUAAGAACAAACGAAGGAAAGCCGCCAACGUUGCGGAGAAGCAGGAAGCGCAACCCAACGCAAACGAAGAUGACAAUAUUUCUGAUUUGAUGCUUAAAAAAGAGAAACUGAUGAGGUCCAGGAAGCCUGUGGCCAGAAGCUACGUGCCAAAUCUGACCAAGGACAAGGGCGACGUGACCAACAAGUUUGAGGCCAUGCAGAAGGCCAGGGAGGAGCGCAGCAGGCAGAGGAACAAGGACGAGCAGAACAAGAGGAAGGAGCAGUACAUCAAGGAGCGGGAAUGGAACCGCAGGAAGCAGCAGAUAAAAGAACUUCUCGCUUCCAGCGAUGAGGAGGAGGAGGUGAAGCCUGCCAAGGUGGAAAAGUCCUACGUUCCCAAAAUCACAGGUAGUGUGAAGGGGAAGUUUGCUGAAAUGGAGAAGCAAAGGCAAGAAGGCGAGAAGAAGAAGAUGGAAGGCGAGCGGAAGCGCAGGGAAGCCCAGGACAACAUGGAGAAGGAUAAAAUCAAAAGGGAAUUGGCCAAAAAGGCCGUGGAGGACGGAGAUGACACCAUCCUGGUUAGGGUGGUUCCUACAAAGUCAUCACGAACCCCGGGAAGAAUCACAAUGAACUUUGAAGACAUGGAGAAGAGUCGAGAGGAGGAAUUGAAGAAGGCGGCGGAGGACGAGAAGAAAAGACGAUACGAUGAAAACAAACGGUCUUUCAGGGAAGCCAAGCGGCGUUCCAUUGUCCCGCAGGAGGAGGAGGACAAGCCGCUGGAGAAGGCGCUGGUGACUCCGGGGAAGCUGAAGCUGACAUUUGAGGAACUGGAGAGGGAACGGCAGGAGCAGAGAAAGAAGAAAGCUGAGGAGGAAGCCAAGCGGCGUCUGCAAGAAGAGAAGAAAGCUUUUGAGGAGGCCAGACUGGGAUUGGAUGAAGACGAGGAAGACACUCAGCAAUCACCGACUCAGGACGACAAGGAGGAGUUUCGGCCCGGGAAACUGAGGUUGAGCUUUGAAGAAGUGGAAAGACAAAGGGUGGAGGAGGAGCGCAAGAAGGCCGAGGAGGAGGCCAAGAGACGGAUGGAGGAGGAGAGGAGAGCUUUCGCUGAAGCCAGGAGGAGCAUGCUAGUCGACGAGGAUGACGAGGUUCUGAUGGCCUUACUGAACCUGGAAGGCAGCGAACCCGGAAAGCUCUGUGCCAGUUUUGAGGAGCUGGAACGCCAGAGAAGAGAGGAAGAGCAGAAGAAGGCGGAGGAGGAGGCGAAGAAGAGAUUGGAAGAGGAGAAGAAGCUCUUUGCUGAGGCCCGCAAGAGUAUGGUCUUCGAUGACGAUGGCGUGCUGCUGAAAAUGGACUCGGAGGAGGCGCUGCACCCCAGGAAACUGGAGAUCAACUUCGAGGAGCUGCUGAAGGAGAAGGAGGAAGCCGAAAGGAGGCGCAAGGCGGAGGAGCGCAAACAGAAACUGGAGCUGGAGAAGCAGGAGUUUGAACAACUCAGACAAGAGAUGGGCGAGGACGAAAUCAACGAAAGCUCCAACGUUGUCAACAGAGAGUACGAAGAGCUGACCAAGCUCAAGAGGACGGGCUCCAUCCAGGCCAAGAACCUCAAGUCCAAGUUUGAAAAGAUCAAGCAGCUGACGGACGAGGAGAUCCAGAAGAAAAUUGAGAUGGAGAGGGCUCGGAGGAAAGCCGUCGAUGAUGAAAUUAAAGAGAGAGAAGCCGAACGCUUCCAGGAGGAGGAUGAAGAAAGUCAGAUGACCUCUGCACGGGCUGAGGAGUCUCCGUUCAAACAGAAGGUGGACAUGAAGGCCAGGUUUGAACAAAUGGCCAAAGCCAGAGAAGAUGAGGAGAGGAGGAGGAUAGAAGAACAGAAGCUCCAGAGAAUGCAGUUUGAGCAACAGGAGAUUGACGCUGCCCUCCAAAAGAAAAAAGACGAUGACGUGGACGAAGAGGCCAGCAUCAUCAACGGCUCCUACGAGGACGACGAAGAUCACGCCAGAUCGGGCGCGCCGUGGUUUAAAAAACCUCUGAAAAACCAAUCGGUGGUGGACUCGGAGCCUGUCCGAUUCACCGUGAAGAUCACCGGGGAGCCCAAACCGGAGGUGACCUGGUGGUUUGAGGGGGAAAUGCUCCAAGACUGUGAAGACUACCAGUACAUCGAGAGGGGAGAGACCUUCUGCCUGUACCUGCCCGAGACCUUCCCGGAGGAUGAGGGCGAGUACAUGUGUAAGGCUGUCAACAGCCGAGGCACGGCGGCGAGCACCUGCAUCCUCACCAUAGAAAGUAAGACCACCCUGGUGUGACUUGCAUGAUGAGCUGCAUGAAAUCACCUCUUUGGGGCCCCCAAGUGGACCGCAUGCGCCUCUUCUUGGUCGAACUGAGCGAGCCGUGCGGGUAACCUUCUCUUUCUGUUUUUCAGCGUAUGACUACUGAUGCUCUUCCACCCGCUGGAAACGUUCUCUGUUGUCUCUCUCUCUCUCUCGUCUGUCCCUCAUACUGUAGUCUGGUAAAUGGAAGCAAAACGAAGUACACUCAGCAUUCCUGAGGACGACACAAAAAAAAAUACUGAAUAUUUAUGUGUUCAUCCUUUGUAGUAUAGGAUAUGACCUGUGCCAAAAAUCAGUUAAGUUCCAUCAGUCAGCCAUGUUUCUCAUGUGAAGACAAGGUCGCAACACAAAACAACAUAAAGUUCUCUAACUCCCCCUCUUUUUAAGUUAUUUUUAUUGCUCACACUAUAUUUGAUAUUCUGUUGUGCUGGACAGGAGGUAACUCUUUCUUGGUUUGAUAAUAAUACAAUAUACAUAGGCUCGUGUUCUUAUUUGUCAUAUAUUAUGAAAGAAAUGUUUUAAUAAAAUGAACAAAAUA